GUUUUCCUGCAGCACACGCAUAUUCCCCCUCCUCGUCCACCCAAUCCAGACGAACAACACAGCACCCUCACUUGCGACGACACACAGACAUGACGCUGCGAUUGGGAGCUCGGUCCUCUGCUGCUGCUGCGCGGUGCUGCGGCUUGGUCUUAGAGUGGGGGCUGGCUGCGGUUUUGUUCGCACCCGACGGCAGCAACGCACGUCCUGUCAUUCCCGACGACGACCAGCGAGACCAGCGACCGCACCACGCACCACUCGACUCGACCAGCGGAUCACCGGGAUUGUCACCACUAUCAUCGGCCGUUCGAGAGGCUGCGACGGGAAUGACUGGCGCCGGCUGGCUCGGACUUGUCACCGCCGUCCUCGUGUGCGUGGCGCUGCUCGCCGUGUGCCUCGAGAGCAGCCGUCGCAAACGAAAUAAUCGCACAAGUGACAGCGAGCGACAUCUUCGUUCGCCAGACAUGCGUGAAUCCGCACAGUCGUCGUCGUCGUCGUCGUCGUCCUCUGGCAGCACGAACGGUCGGAGGAGCCGGCUCGCCUACUCGGAUCUGACUGCCCAAGUCGAGUCUGCCCGCAAGUCUGCUGCCAGCACUUCGACUGAUGCUGUUGCUACUGCUGCUGCUGCUGCUGCUGUUGUUGCUGCUACUGCUGGUAGUAAUUCCAAGAGCACAGAUGCAGCAACUGCACUUCCCGUGCCCGUUUUCCUGGCCGGAGCAGGAUUGAUCGACGGCGAGGCUCAGACGCUGCGACGUGCCAUUGAGCUCGACGCGACGCUCGGUCAAGGCUCGUUUGGCAUUGUGCAAAAGGCAUUUAUCAAACGGAUGGCAGUGCCAGAGCACGCGCGACACUUGCUGAAGCCGACCGACGACCGAUUGCCAGUCGCAAUCAAACUGCUGAAAAACGACGGCGAGGCCACCACGCGCAACGAUUUCAUCGAGGAGGCCAACAUGAUGGCCCAGUUCCGCCACCCAAACAUUGUGCUUAUGGUGGCUGGCUUGCUGGAGGAGCGACCAUUCCAAAUUGUCCUCGAAUUCAUCGCGUACGGCGAUUUGCGCAGCGUUCUCGUGAAGUCGCGGCGUGCACGCAUCCCGUGGACUGUCACCGAGUUCUCGCACGUCCUGGCGCAGAUCGCGUCGGCCAUGGAGUAUCUCGGGUCAAUUCGAUUCCUGCACUGCGAUCUAGCCGCACGGAACUGUCUGGUUGGUCCCAACCUGCAAGUCAAACUCUCCGACUUUGGGCUGUCGCGCGAACUCUUGGACGAAAAGAACUACCACCGCAACGAAACGAAAGGUCGAUUGCCUGUUAAAUGGCUGGCCAUUGAAGCACUUCGGUAUCGAAAGUUCACCACCAUGUCUGACGUUUGGGCCUUUGGUGUCGUUGCCUGGGAGGUGUACACCUACGGCCUUGUUCCAUACGGACAGAAACGCGGUCCCGAGGUUCUCGCUGAGUUGGAGCGAGGCAAGCGCUUGGUGCUGCCCGCCGAAUGCCCAGAAGUGAUUGCCAACAUUGUGUAUCAGUGCUGGCGUGACAUUCCCGAGGAGCGCCCAGACUUUGCCGCGUUGCAUCAUGUCUUUGCCAUCUCCAGCGCCAUGCAUCACAUCCGCGACAUGGGUCGAACCGUGUUUUCGAAUGUGGCUAUUGGCAAAAACGACGAGUGAUCGAUCAAGCUUGCGCAGAUUUCCUCAAACACCAUCUCAAACUUCCUUUCACCCCGCCUCGCCAUCACACUAACACUUAUACCACUCCUUGAUACAUUCAUAAUAGCAGUUACAUUUCAUUGCAAA
Capsaspora owczarzaki ATCC 30864 is the source of this 1784-nucleotide messenger RNA. Its product is annotated as tyrosine-protein kinase transforming protein Src. NCBI's taxonomy places the organism in Eukaryota, Filasterea, Ministeriida, Capsasporidae. The record is from RefSeq and is a predicted model, not a curated record. The coding region runs from base 90 to 1658 and encodes 522 amino acids. The transcript has 3 exons. Gene Ontology annotation, molecular function: ATP binding; transmembrane receptor protein tyrosine kinase activity. Gene Ontology annotation, cellular component: signaling receptor complex. Gene Ontology annotation, biological process: protein phosphorylation; positive regulation of kinase activity; cell surface receptor protein tyrosine kinase signaling pathway.